CUGUUCUGUGUUACGAGCACAGCUUACGAGUAACGACUUACGACACAUCAACACUCAAUAAUAGAUAAAUAAUUAAUAGUAAAAAUAAAAUAUUAUUUGAUACAAAUAAAGGUACAAAACAAAUUAUUAUUAUUUUAUAUUAUAUUCAAGUGAUUAGACGGCUAAGAGGAAAUUUUGUUGAAAGGGGUUAAGGAUUCAGGAUGUUAAGAGGAAUAAAAAUAUGGACUCCAAAAGCGUUCACCUUAGAACCGUACAUCACAUCUCUAAAUUUAGUCUGCAAUUACACUUCUGCAAAAUCAGCUACAAACAGCCAGCAACUGCCUCGUCUGCCAGUACCAAAAUUAGAUGAUACUCUCAGAAAAUUUUUAAAAUCUGUUCAACCUUUCCUAAAUGAUGAAGAGUCUGUAAAAACUUCUGGUCUCAUUAAACAAUUUAAUAGUAACAUGGGAGUAGGACCAAAACUGCAGGAAUUAUUAGUACAACAUGCGACCAAACAUCAAAAUUGGCUUGAGGAGUGGUGGAUUAACACAGCAUAUCUUGAAUACCGGGACCCUGUUGUUGUUUUUUCAAGCCCAGGACUUGUUUAUCCUAUUCAAAAAUUCAGAAAUGAAUCUGAUCAAUUGGAAUAUGCUGCUAAAACGUUGCUAGCCGCUUUGGAAUAUAAAUCCAUGAUUGACAAAGAUGAGAUACCUGUUGAGAUGAUGGGCAAGAAUCCUUUAGAUAUGUGUCAGUACAAAAAAAUAUUUGGGACAUGCAGAAUUCCGCAUGAAAAGAGAGAUAAACUAUCAUACAAUGACAGUAAAUAUGUAACAGUCAUCCAUAAUAACCAUCUAUUUCAUUUAGACCUUUGGGGGAGUGACGGUAAGAAAUUGAGUCAGCAACAAAUCAUUGAAGCCCUCAAGACAAUAAAAAAAUUGUCAUGCAAUCCUAAUAAUGAAGGUGUGGGCAUUUUGAGUUCUGAAAACAGAGACACCUGGGCAAAGGCCUAUGAACUUCUCAGUAAAGAAGCAGUAAAUCGUGAAUCGUUAUUGGACAUUGAACGCAGCCUAGCAGUGCUGUGUCUGGAUCGCGCAGUCGGUGUGCAUGACGCGCGCUCGGAUUGGCAACGCCGCACACUGGCCGCCGCGCAAACCAUCCACGGUGGAGGCGCCGCCAGCAACGGUGCCAAUCGCUGGUUCGAUAAAACUAUACAGUUUAUUGUCGGCGAGGAUGGAGUAACUGGCCUGACAUAUGAACACUCCCCCGCUGAGGGGCAGCCUAUUGCGGUGAUGACGGAUUUUAUUAUCAAUAGCAUAAACAAGGGCUCCAGUAAAGCUGAAUCAUCGGCAAGCCCAAAGAAUCCGAUAAAAUUAAAAUUCAAAAUCAGUGAUGAGGUAUCACAAAUGAUAGAAGCUGCCAAGACCAAUCUGGAUAAGUUGGUGGAUGAUUUGGAGUUGAAUUGCUUCAAAUAUGAUAAAUAUGGCAAAAACUUUAUCAAAUCACACAAGUUCAGCCCUGACAGCUACUUGCAGAUGGCAAUGCAAUAUGCAUUUUACAGGUUACACCAAACGCCGGGAGCGCACUACGAGUCCGCGGCGACCCGAAUGUUCGCGGGCGGACGCACAGAGACUAUCCGCUCGUGCUCGCCGGAGUCCAUUGAGUUCGCUAAGGCGAUGUUGGACACGAAGGCUGAUCCUAAGCUGAAGAUGCAAACCAUGUCUAAAGCAAUAUCAGCUCAUAAGGACUACACCGUACAGGCUCUGCAGGGUCUAGGUGUAGACCGGCAUUUGCUGGGCUUGAAAUUAAUUGCAAAGGAGAAUGGAAUUGAAGUGCCCGAGCUGUACUCCGAUGCAGGUUAUGUGCGGAGCGCGCAUAUGAGAAUAUCAACUAGUCAGGUCGCGUGUAAGAGCGACGGGUUCAUGUGCUACGCGCCGCUGGUCGCUGAUGGCUAUGCCACGUGCUACAACCCGCGCGACCUCGACAUCAACUUCGCCACGGCCGCCUUCCGCCGCCACCCCGACACCGGCUGCGAGCCCUACCGCCGCGCGCUCGAGCAGUCACUCCAGGACAUGCAUGACCUGCUGCUGCUCAACACCAAGUCCAAGCUGUAGACCCACACAUCACCCCCACUCGACACCCCAUCGGCUCCUCUCGCUCAAACAAACCUUCACAACUCUAUAACUGGGUUGCAUUGACUAACUUUAACAAUAGCAAACAUGUUAAAGUACCGGUUAACGGCCGUUUUCAAUCACGGAUAUAUUGGUAUAACUGUUUAAUGACAAGAUGUUAUCUAUCCAUAGGUUUGUCCAAUAUAGUUUUAUUCCGUUGCUUUAUGUCGAUAGUUUUUUUUUAUGGAAUAGGAGGACAAACGAGCGUACGGGUCACCUGUUGUUAGUGAUCACCGCCGCCCACAAUCACUUGCAACACCAGAGGAAUCACAGGAGCGUUGCCGGCCCUUAAGGAAGGUGUACGCGCUUUUAUUAAGGUUAUUGAAAUGUCAGUAAGCUUAAAGGAUAGAUUUGUCUACCUCUAGUGAGUUAAACUAAGGAUAGAUAUGUUAUUGGAAACGGCCGUAGGUAAACAAUGAGUUGCACCAUUUGACAAUUUUAGAUGACGUCAUAGCUUUAACUGUUAACCGUAACAGUCCAAUCUUCGCCGCUUAAAGCUAUAGUUAAUGUUAAAUAGCUAAAGAGCGACCUGUCAAAAGUUUCUAAUAACGAUUCGAUUAUGACUUGAUAUUUCACUUUUUAACUUGAACUUUGCCAAUGCAUAUUCAUUCAUGUCACAACGCAUUCCACAGUCUAAGUAAAAGUCAGUGUAACAGUUAACGUUAAAUUUGACUACUAACUAUAACAACUAAUAUGAUGCAACCCAACCUAAGACAUUAACUGCAAUCUACAUGGAUUACAGUAUUAAUGGUUGACACUCCCAAAAUAUAUUUUUAUAUUAAACACGAAAGUGUGUUAGAUAAAUGUGUAUAGUGUAAUUUACACUGAUUUGUUUUGAAUGAUCUUAUCAGGAACCAAUAUUAUAUUGUGUAAUAUAGUUACAUUUAAGUAUAGCAUAUUAGUGAGUACCCGUCUUAACAAAUUAAUAUAAUUACAGAAACAUAUUCAUCGUAUAAUAACCGUUAUAAUAUUAUUACUUAAUAUAAUAUAAAAAAUAUUUGCUUCCAUUAGUUUUAAUGUCAGUAGUCAUCAAGGCUUUAGGAGUGACACAUUAAAUAAAAUUAUGAAGUAUUUAUAUACAUAUUAAUAUUCACCCACGGACGAGUAAAAUAAGAAGGACUCCGUGUCACCUUGCAUAACAGUGUAGCACCAAAACAAGCCGAUUAACGUGUAAAUACAUAGCCCCACGCACACACUUACACUACUACAGGCCGAUAGGCGGCCAUUAUGAGAAUUAUUGUCAUCGUCUGUGACAGAUCAGUUUGCGUCUCAAUAAAAUAUUUUAAACAUGCCGUCGUGCGUUGUGAAAAAGUGUAAAAACGAUACUAUAUAAGUAUUUGUGGCCAUAUAUGAUUAUUUAAGGGAGAAAAAAUUGUGUAACUGGUAUACCCCGUAACCGCACACACACUAGCAUAACGGUGCUUCACUUGCUAAUAUCACGGCGCGGAGUCCUUCUUUUUUUACUCGUCCGUGACAUAGACCUACAUUUUAUCUCAAAAAUUCUAUAAUUAGUUGAUUGGUAGCCGAUGGUUUGUGUUCCCUUUUUAUCUUUUGUUUUGCUUUGGUGGAGGUGACAUCCUUAAAUAUGCUUUGAAAAGUAUAAUAUAAAAGUACUUUAUUCCGAAGUCACUGCGAUUUUUUAUGUAUUUAGUUAGUAUAUAAAUUUAUUAAGUAUGACAAAUACCUGCUGAAAUUAAAAAUAUGUAUUAUUUAAAAGAGUUAUCAUACUACCCUCACUAUUAUAUACAAAUAUUAAAGUAGUCUCAAAUUAAGCCAUAAAACUGGUCAUUAUUAGUUGAAAAGACAUAAUGUAAUUAUGUAAAUACACAAUAAUAUUAUUUAUGUAUUUGAUAUUUUAUGAAUUGGUGUUAUUUAGUAUUUAACAUGUGUAAGUAAUGAUAUGUUAUAUUGAAUCAGGGUCCAAUUUUUUAUGAAAUAUACUCCUAGCCUAUAUUUAAGUGGAAAAGCCGUGUUAAUUUUGUAUGCAUAUGUUUUUUAUAGCUAGAUUGAAAUAUAUUUUUUUUCUAUAUUUUAA
Leptidea sinapis is the source of this 4182-nucleotide messenger RNA. It is a transcript of the gene CRAT, whose product is annotated as carnitine O-acetyltransferase-like. Gene Ontology annotation, cellular component: peroxisome. Gene Ontology annotation, molecular function: carnitine O-acetyltransferase activity. The coding region runs from base 201 to 2090 and encodes 629 amino acids. The record is from RefSeq and is a predicted model, not a curated record. The transcript is spliced from 13 exons. Gene Ontology annotation, biological process: carnitine metabolic process, CoA-linked. NCBI's taxonomy places the organism in Eukaryota, Metazoa, Arthropoda, Insecta, Lepidoptera, Pieridae.